UUACCACUCCAACAGCUCUCAGACUCUGCUUCUCACAGCUGCAAGAACAGACCCCAAGACAAAGCUCCCAGGACAGACCCCAAUCAAAGCUCCCUCCCAGGACAGACCCCAGUCGAGGCUCCCUCUCAGGACAGACCCCAAUCAAAGCUCCCUCCCAGGACAGACCCCAAUCAAAGCUCCCUCCCAGGGCAGACCCCAAUCAAAGUUCCCUCCAAGGACAGACCCCAGACAAAGCUCCCAAGACAGAACCCAAACAAAGCUCCCAGGACAGACCUUAAUCAAAGCUCCCAGGACAGACCCCGAGACAAAGCUCCCAGGACAGACCCCAAACAAAGCUCCAAGGACAGACCCCAAACAAAGCUCCCAGGACAGACCUGCAUUCAAAGCUCCCAGGACAGACCUGCAUUCAAAGCUCCCAGGACAGACCCCAGAGUUACUUCUGUCGGAAGAGGAGAUAAUAAACAGGCUCAGAUGAUUAUGGAUUUUCUGAGCGAAAAGUUUGCCCUGAAGAGCCAGUCCAACAAAAACAGCGGCUUUUACAUGGGAGCAGGGGGCAAUUUGGAGCAUGUUAUGGAAACUCUGGACAAUGAGUCGUUUUACAGCAAAACCCCAGCAAACAAAUGCAUCCAGGCCUUCAAUGCCAUCCAGAGGAAUGAUCAUGUGAGAAUGGAGAGAUCGUCUCCCUGCCAAGACAGCAAUGUGAAUUAUGGAGUUACUAAAGUAGAAGGCCAGUCUCUUCACACAGAGCUCAGCAGACCCAUGGAGACCUGUUGCAGCCUGAGAGUGUCUCCAGUAAAAGGAAUUCAGGAUAAAGGAGAGCUGGAUGAACUUGGAGAUAAAUGUGACAGCAAUGUAUCAAGCAGCAAGAAGAGAAGGCACCGAACAACCUUCACCAGCCUACAGCUGGAAGAGCUGGAGAAAGUCUUUCAGAAGACCCAUUACCCAGAUGUGUAUGUAAGAGAGCAGCUAGCCCUGAGGACAGAACUUACUGAGGCCAGAGUGCAGGUUUGGUUCCAAAACCGCAGAGCUAAGUGGAGAAAGAGAGAACGUUAUGGACAAAUACAACAAGCCAAGAGCCAUUUUGCUGCCACCUAUGACAUAUCAGUUUUACCGAGAACUGACAGUUACCCUCAGAUUCAGAAUAAUUUGUGGACAGGAAAUCCUGCUGGUGGAUCUGUGGUCACAUCUUGUAUGCUUCCACGAGAACCUUCCUCUUGUAUGACUCCUUACUCCCAUUCCUCCCGGAGCGACUCUUCAUAUAGUGGCUUUACAAAUCACCAAAAUCAGUUUAGCCACAUGCCUCUUAACAAUUUCUUUACUGAAUCUAUAUUAUCAGGGUCAACAAAUGGACAUUCUUUUGAGGCCAAACCAGAAUUUGAGAGAAGGUCAUCUAGCAUUGCAGUUCUUCGAAUGAAAGCCAAAGAGCACGCAGCCAACAUUUCCUGGGCUAUGUAAAAUAAGCUAUUUUUUUAUAAUAAGAUACUAAAACAUUCUAUUUAAAGUUAUGUACAAUAUCAGUGUUCAGAUUCUGUUCAUAAUGGACAAGUCAUUAUUAUUGUGUUUAUAA
Messenger RNA from Pelobates fuscus (common spadefoot toad), 1567 nucleotides. RefSeq names its product ALX homeobox 1 (gene ALX1). Gene Ontology annotation, molecular function: RNA polymerase II transcription regulatory region sequence-specific DNA binding; DNA-binding transcription activator activity, RNA polymerase II-specific. Gene Ontology annotation, biological process: positive regulation of transcription by RNA polymerase II; negative regulation of DNA-templated transcription; embryonic skeletal system morphogenesis. The transcript has 5 exons. Bases 472 to 1455 code for a protein of 327 amino acids. Lineage: Eukaryota; Metazoa; Chordata; Amphibia; Anura; Pelobatidae. The record is from RefSeq and is a predicted model, not a curated record.